CACACACACACACACACACACACACACACACACAGAGGGAGCUAGAUAACUCUGUGAUUCCACUGCUGAAUUUUUAACGCUGUUGUGGAACUUUUUUUUUUCCAGGCGGGUUACUGUGGCACCAGGGUACUGUUACACCGCCAGAGACCCAGAGACCGCGCUCAGUUCUGUUACUGAGGCCGGACCAACACAGGACUGUGGAUGGGGUACGGUCUGUCCUGCCCUGAUGCCGUUACCGUAGCAGCAUGACCCUCAACGCACAGAGAGAGAAGGCGCCCUUGCGGCGGCGAGGCAGCACGCCGAUUCCCCCCGCCCACUUCUACCGGCAACCGUCCUGGACUCGGGACUUCCAGGACCACCGGCUCCCCGGCAGCACCCAGCCGGACCCCGAGCAGCCGCGCAGCCACCCUCCACUGGGGCAGUCGGCGUCCUACCACCCCGGAGACAAGUCCCUCCACUACCGCGCCGAGUGGAGCUCGGACUCGGACGACGACUCGCAGAGCGACUCGGACUGUGUUUACAGAGUGGUGUUGCUAGGCGACCACGGCGUGGGAAAGACCAGCCUCGCGGGAAUCUUUGCCGGGAUCACGGAGAAAGAGGAACAGCCCGGAGAGGACACAUACGAGCGAACACUGACGGUGGAUGGAGAGGAAUCCACACUCAUCGUCAUGGAUACCUGGGAGAACGACAAACUGGAGGAGGAGGAGGAGGACGACUCCUCUCAGGACGACUGUCUGAAGGUCGGGAGCGCUUACGUCAUCGUCUACUCCGUCACCGACCGCGACAGCUUCGACGCCGCCGCCGAGCUCCGUAUCACGCUGCGACGCACCCGCCAGGCCGAGAACCUCCCCAUCAUACUCGUGGGCAACAAGAGCGACCUGGUGCGGUCCAGAGAAGUCGCUGUGGAAGAGGGCCGAGCGUGCGCGGUGGUGUUUGACUGUAAGUUCAUCGAGACGUCGGCGUCUUUGCAGCACAACGUGACCGAGCUGUUCGAGGGCGUGAUCCGGCAGAUCCGCCUCCGGCGAGACGACGCCGAGGCCGUCCGGCGCCGAGGCUCCGCCUACAAGCGCAAGGAGAGCCUCACCCAGAAGGCCCGGCGCUUCCUGGACCGACUGGUGGCGCGCAACAACCAGCGCAUGGCGGUCAAAGUGCGCUCCAAGAGCUGCCACGACCUGGCCGUCCUCUGAAGACCGGCUGAAGCCUUUGGUUGUGAUGCCGUGGACGAUGGCGUCCGCGGGUUAUUCUCUCGUUCAGAGAAGUCGACGACAAAAAAGGAUCGGCGGCGAACGGAGUCAGCGGACUGUUGCGCACGCCGCUUCCUGUUUGGUCUGAAAGUCUUUGUGACCUUUUUUUAUUCGGAUGACUUAAAGAACCGGACUGUGAAGGAUCGUCACUGAUUGGUUAAAGGGUGUGUGUGAGUGUGUGUGUGUGUGUGUGUGUGAGAGAACAGGUGAUGUCCUGUAGUUUCCACUGUGUCCACUGUGCUGUUCUUCU
Cyclopterus lumpus (lumpfish) is the source of this 1494-nucleotide messenger RNA. RefSeq names its product RAS (RAD and GEM)-like GTP-binding 1 (gene rem1). The record is from RefSeq and is a predicted model, not a curated record. Gene Ontology annotation, cellular component: plasma membrane. NCBI's taxonomy places the organism in Eukaryota, Metazoa, Chordata, Actinopteri, Perciformes, Cyclopteridae. Gene Ontology annotation, biological process: negative regulation of high voltage-gated calcium channel activity. Gene Ontology annotation, molecular function: calcium channel regulator activity; GTPase activity; GTP binding. The coding region runs from base 246 to 1187 and encodes 313 amino acids. The transcript has 5 exons.